AUGUCGCCUGUUCGCUCACGCACAUCGUCGCUUAGCUGGCGGGAGAGUCUGAAAGCUACCUUUGCCUGUUUCACUUUAUUAAUGGACUGUCAUACUACGGCAACUUGUUGGUUGAAGCUUGAUCGCCCUGGAGGUGACCCGAACCAAAGACUUGGUUCGGGAUUACUGAUAAUUUAA
Messenger RNA from Plasmopara halstedii, 177 nucleotides. RefSeq lists its product as uncharacterized. The coding region runs from base 1 to 177 and encodes 58 amino acids. NCBI's taxonomy places the organism in Eukaryota, Oomycota, Peronosporomycetes, Peronosporales, Peronosporaceae. The transcript is spliced from 2 exons. The record is from RefSeq and is a predicted model, not a curated record.